Sesamum indicum (sesame) is the source of this 954-nucleotide messenger RNA. RefSeq lists its product as uncharacterized. Lineage: Eukaryota; Viridiplantae; Streptophyta; Magnoliopsida; Lamiales; Pedaliaceae. The record is from RefSeq and is a predicted model, not a curated record.
AUGACUAGGGCCAAAGCUCUCAUGUUGGUGGAAAAAGAUAAUGUAUUGAUAUGGCCGAAGCACACAAGGAUUACUCCAGCUAAGAGGUAUUCGAACAAAUACUGUCGGUUCCACCGAGAGAAAGGACAUGAUACAGAGGAGUGCUACCAGUUGAAGGACGAAAUAGAGCGGUUGGUUCGACAGGGGUAUUUCAGGAGACAGAACCUUCAUAAUUUUGAAGAAAGGAGAUGUGAUCGAAGAGGUAGGUCGAGAAGCAGGGAUCGCAGGCCAAAUUGGGCAACUGAACGAGAGAACCAGACGGUAGGAGAAAAUGCGCCUGUGAAAGGCAUCAUCCAUACUAUCGCAGGGGGAUCAGUGGGAUGGUCGAGAAGAGCUAGGAGGAGAUUUGAAAGAGAGAGUAGGUUGGAGCGACGUAAGCAAGGGGUAAAUAUGACGGGCAACCCCGAGAUCGUGUUCGGAGAUCGAGAUGUAGGUGCAAGGAUCGUGACAGAUAAUGAUCCAAUGGUGAUAAGGAUGGAUAUAGCAAAUUUCACGGUCCAUAAGGUUUUGAUAGACAAUGGGAGUUCGGCAGAUAUAAUUUUCAAAGAAGUGCUGAAUAAGAUGGGGCUUGAUAAUGUAAGGAUGGAACCAGCGAGUACUACGUUGGUCGGGUUUGGAGGAGGCGAGGUUGCAUCGCUGGGGACGGUGGAUUUACCCGCAUCCCUGGGAGAAGAGCCAAAGCGUAGAACGUUAAUGGUAAAAUUUUUAGUUGUUGAUAUGCCUUUUGCUUAUAACGUUAUCCUGGGGAGACCCGGACUUAAUUCUUUCAGGGCGGUAGUGUCAACAUACCACCUCAAGAUAAAGUUCCCUACUCAGUCCGGGAUAGGGGAAGUCGUGUGCGACCAGAUUGAAGCUAAAAGGUGUUAUAACUUGUCCUUGGGAAAGGGUGAGAAGAAAGAAAAGAGAAAAAUAUAG